CUCCGCACAAAGUGAUACAAAUACAAAGGAUUCUUGCGGAAAGUCCUAAAAACAUCACGGAGAGUGCAGAAAACUGGUGCUCUAGGUAGAAAGAAGAAACAUAGUUGGCAGGGAUUUCUGGUUUAAAUUUAGUCUGUUGACCAUGGGGAAAAUGGCCUGACCAUUUCAUAGGCUCAAGAAGAUCGGGACUGUUUUGUGAGCUAGAAAAGCAAAUGCCAUGAUUUGAUGAGCGCCUGUUGAUUCAUGACAGCCGAACAUUGAAAAGCAUUGGAUCAAUUGGGACGUUGACAUCUUGUCGUAACUUGUUGUAUGGACAGAGAAUAGUGUAGGAAGAAGCGUGAAGAAAACAUCAGCACAAGAAAUUUGGUUGGAAGUCUUCUGGGUUGUGACGAACAUCGAAGGAAGGAAAUGACUCUUGUAUCCCCUUCAUCGACGCUUCCAGAUGAAUGGCAGGAGCGGUCGACAUCGAGGAUCUCACUCAAACGGAACAAACCUCCGACUCUCACCUGCUACAUACCUCUUGUCAAGGUCGAUGACCCGCUGGUGGGGAGCUCGGAGACUGGCGACAAUGGCAAAGAGCAGGAAGAAUGGCCGGUGUUUCAUCGGAACAGCAUAGGAAGGAGCGAGAGCAGCUCGUCGUCAACGAGCUCCAGGACCAACACUGUGUCCUACUUUGCCAGGUGGGAUGAAGACAGAGGGCCGGGGUCGUUCAACCGGAUCACAGGAGUCCUUGAGAACGGAAGGGUCUUGAUAGAAGGUCACGAGUACGAGAGCCUGAAGGACUUCGUGGAUGACAUCCGCAAUGGUCAGCUCGCCUUCAGCCAUGGCGGCCAUGGCGAAGGGGAAGAGGGGCCAAGUUCUCUUGCCUGCACUCCCUCCCAUGGCCAUGGCGUCCCUCCAACCCCGAAGCGCAUGACGAGCUAUGCUGAGGCGCAUGCGAACAAGUUCUCCCUCGUCUUCUCGUGA
Messenger RNA from Guillardia theta CCMP2712, 966 nucleotides. RefSeq lists its product as hypothetical. The record is from RefSeq and is a predicted model, not a curated record. NCBI's taxonomy places the organism in Eukaryota, Cryptophyceae, Pyrenomonadales, Geminigeraceae. The transcript has a single exon. Bases 409 to 966 code for a protein of 185 amino acids.